AUGAAGGCGUGGAGUGACGAAUGGAGGUGUGCGCGGCUGCGGCUGCAGCUCCGCAACGAGGAGCUCUUUCAGGGGGAGACUGUGAAUGUGGAGGUUUGUGCGGCGGCAUCUCGAGGCCCCUCGGCGCCCAGCAGCAAGAGCCAGGGGGAGAUCAAUACCGAGCGACUGUUGCAGCGCUGGCGAGAGCACUGUGAAGGCGCUCGGGUGCAGAUUCAGGUCGUGGAGGCGCCAGGAGCGAGCGGCGGACCCGGUUCAUCGUCCGCCACUCUGUUUAGGCAAGAGACGCAGCUGUGCCGGGUGUCUGUGGCUCAUACCGACGACGGAGCUGGGCCUGUGGUGGUGCUGAAGGCCCAGUUCGACCUGAAAGUGCGGCACGAGUUCUGGGGCCGAGACGUGUUGCUCAUUGUGCACGUUACACCAAAGAACAGUAUUGUCGGUGCUGCUGAGGGGCUCAGCACUGGUGGGACUACUGGAGGCAUGGGACCAGGACUAACGGCAGUGCCUGCAGCAUCACUACUGAGGGACGAGUGGGCGACUUCGCAGUUGCUGUCGCUUACGAGGGAGGAGGCUCAGCCGACGCCGAUGAUGACUCGGCGUAUGGAGCAGCGAGUUGUGGUCACGAAGCCCUUGCAGCUUGAAGUGGAGACGCGCGAGCUCGCUGGACAGCGUGUGGGCGUUCUUGCUCGCGCCUCCAACGCCCACUCGACGUUAGCCUUGGCGGUGAGGGAUCUGCAUCUCCAUCUGGACCAAUCGUUACGAACGCCGCCCAAAGCUCUUGGAAGCGAAGCGCCUCGUUUCCGCGUCGUAAGCGGCGACCAAGUCCCGUUUCCAGUCGUGUUGCUACCGCAAGAAUGCUACAACUUCCUGUUCGUGUUGGAGCCAGUAGAACUUAUGGCAGCAGAUGAGUCGCCGCGAGGGCCAGAAGCAGGUGAACAAGCCAAGCAAUCGACGCGGACGACGAGCAGCGCGCAGAAGAAAGGAAAGGACCCUACUGCCCAGCACACGUUAUUAACCUUGUCCUGGCAGGCCGUCGCCGUUACGAUGGAUGCGGUGACGGAGAAUCGUACGAUUGUAUGGUCUCCGAAAGCAACGCCGCUCCCGCUUUCGCGUGACGAUAACGAGCACCACGCAGAUAUGCAGAAGCUGGUGUCGUCUGCGCUCGAGCGAGGCGCUAAGCUCGAUGCGGAUUUCAGAUGCGUGCGACUCCUUCCGGACGCAGCUUUGCAAGUCACGCUUGCUCCGCUGUCGACGGGCAUCUUGGUCGGGAGCGCGGUGACCGUGUGUGUGACGGUGGCGAACCGCUCCGCACACAGGGAGUUUGACUUGACACUGGUGUUACCCUCCCGAACAGAGAGAGCUCUUGGUGCUUCUGGAGAGGACCCUUCCUCUUUCGUGGGGUUCGAGGCUUCCCACCGCUUGGGAUUGAUACGCCCGGGCAUGAGCGUCAGACGGAGUCUGCACGUAGUAUUUCUGCGCGUGGGCAAGUGCGCGCUGGGCCCAGUCGUGCUGGUGGACGACUUGACACGGACCUGCUUCGUGUCUGGCGCGUGGGAGGUUUUCAUCAAAAACUGA
Molecule: messenger RNA, 1572 nt
Organism: Phytophthora sojae
Lineage: Eukaryota; Oomycota; Peronosporomycetes; Peronosporales; Peronosporaceae
Exons: 3
Coding region: 1-1572 (523 amino acids)
Source: RefSeq, a predicted model, not a curated record